GGACUGCCAAGACCUACCUUGAGAUGGCGUUGCUUACAUCGUUCGCAGGCGCGGUUCGACGGUACGCCAGGCAUGGUACGGACGUGCUCUCUAGACAGGACAGGAGAUCGAAGAUGCUUGCAGCCAGACCAGACGUACGCAGGGGGGUUGGGCAAAGCACCGCCUCGUCGAGGGCGUCGAGGGCAUCGCACAAUGGCGUGCGUUGGGACCCACCGGCGACGACGGCGAGAAAUGGCGCCGAUCAGAGCGUCGAUCCUCCGGCCAGCUCCAGCGACACGAAGAUGGCGCUGCAGACUACGGGUGCUUGGGCGGCAUCGCAAGAGGCAUGAUAUAGUCAUGAGCGGAAUUGCUGCAUCAUGCCCAUUUGCCUUCUGCCCGAGAUGGACUCGCUGA
Messenger RNA from Rasamsonia emersonii CBS 393.64, 393 nucleotides. RefSeq lists its product as uncharacterized. The transcript has a single exon. NCBI's taxonomy places the organism in Eukaryota, Fungi, Ascomycota, Eurotiomycetes, Eurotiales, Trichocomaceae. The annotation marks the transcript as partial. The record is from RefSeq and is a predicted model, not a curated record.